UUGAUAAGGCAGAAUGAAAGUAAUUUCAGAAAUCCGAAAGCAACGCCGUGUCGUGUGUUCCAAUUUAGCAACAGUGGGCAAUACUUUUGCUACUGUGACUCCGUGAGGACCGUACUAGUUGAAUCCACGACCGGUAAAGAGAUACUUAAUGUUGAGUUGCCCCGAACGCAACAAAUUUUAUUCUCACCGAAAGAUCGCCUCAUGGCCACGUUUGAGCCGUACGCUGUUUAUGGUGGUACCCAUUUGACAACGUUAAUUGCUCAAAAACAUGUAAUUCUCAAUGCUCAUUUCAUUUCAGAAUCUUUUUUUCAUCUUUUUUCGCUCAUCUCAAUAUUUGAAUGCCGUAACUCAUGGAAAAUUCAAUGGACUGAUGAUGAAGUUUAUUCGAUACGCUUAUGUGGCUCCGAAAUUCUGGUCCAUAAAUAUAAUGCAUUUGGUGAGUUGGAAGUUAUCAUUACACAAAUUUAA
This is a messenger RNA of Anisakis simplex (herring worm), 468 nucleotides long. Lineage: Eukaryota; Metazoa; Nematoda; Chromadorea; Rhabditida; Anisakidae. The record is from the annotation of a GenBank genome assembly.